AUCUGUGAUGAGAUGACAAAUUUUCCGACGGAUGUAGGUAAUAAGCGAAUGUACAGCGUAGAAUCCACAUAAAAAGUGUUGAAGAAGAUUAUUCUCUGCUAGUUUCUGGGAGGUAUCACUGGCAAAGCGCAAAACCCAUAUUUGUUUGGUUAUCGUUGCCGUUAUGGAUGCAAAAAAACCAUUAUUCAGAGAUUUGGCAGGAGACGAUCCCGAUCCCGAAGUUACGGAAGUCGAAUCUAUGUGCGUUAGUUGUGGAGGAAACGGAAAAACACGGCUACUGUUAACCAAAAUUCCAUUUUACAAAGAUGUUAUACUCAUGUCUUUCAUUUGCGACGAGUGCGGCUAUCAAAAUAAUGAAUUACAAUCUGGCGCCGUAAUUUCGGAACGAGGAGUGAGAAUCACGCUUUCCGUCGUAGACGUUAAAGAUUUAAACAGGCAAUUAGUCAAAAGUGAUUAUACAAGCUUGAAAAUACCGGAAUUGGAUUUUGAGAUACCUCUGAAGAGUCAAACGGGUGAAGUUACAACGGUCGAAGGUAUACUUGACCGUUGCAUAACGGGAUUACAGCAGGACCAACCUGCGAGAGUGAUUGAACACCCGGAAGUAGCCAGACAAAUUGAUAGUUUUGUCGACCAAUUGAGAGAACUGAAAAAUGUAAAAUCGCCAUUUACAUUAGUUUUGGAAGAUAUAUCCGGCAACAGUUUCAUAGAAAAUCCCAGAGCUCCCGACGAAGAUCCUCAAUGUGUGACUAAAUAUUUCAAAAGAACCAAAGAGCAGGAUCACGAACUGGGCAUUUUUACGCCAAAAGAGGUUUCUGAUGAGACAGAAGUGGAAGAAACAUCAGUGUUACAUCCAGUUGGUGAUGGUGAUUUUACUUUAGAAGACAUUGAGGGUGAAGUAAUGCAGUUUUCUACAAACUGUCCGAGCUGUGGGUCUCCGACCAAAACGAAUAUGAAAGCUACCAACAUUCCCCAUUUUAAAGAAAUAAUCAUUAUGGCCAUGACUUGCGAGGUAUGCGGAUACAAAACAAACGAAGUAAAAUCAGGAACGGGCAUUGAGCCAAAAGGGGUUCGCAUCGAAGUUGAAGUCAAGACAAAAGAGGACUUUUCCAGAGACGUUCUAAAAUCGGAAACGUGCGAUUUGAAAAUACCAGAGUUGGACUUGAAAGUUGGACCUUAUGCACUCGCGGGGCGAUUCACCACUAUAGAAGGGCUAAUUAUCGCGGUUAAGGAACAGCUGAGCGAUCCCAAUUAUUCCCAUAUAUUCGGUGAUUCUGAAGAUACAUUAACAAAGGAAAAAUUCCAACACUUUUUGAAGAAAUUCGAUGCCAUUCUCGAGAACAAAAUUCCCGUAACGAUAUCCCUAGACGAUCCCGCGGGGAAUAGUUACAUUCAAAGCAUGGCGGACGGCAACGAACUAGACAAAAGGUUGCGAAUAACGCAUUAUGAGAGAAACUUCGAACAAAACGAGGAAUUGGGACUUAACGAUAUGAAAACGGAAAAUUAUGAAAUAGGUGAUAAAUAAUAAAUGAAUUUACUGUGUGGAAGGUAUUUUUGUUUUGGUUAUCGAGGAGUCAACCGCUGUACCCAAUACUUUCAACCGUGCAAAUGGAUCGCAUGCGAAAUCACUCCCAAUCUGGGGAAUCUCGCGAAAUCUCAAAGGAAAUUAGGGGGAUGGGACGUCAUCAUUGUGUUAACCAAUAAAAAUGCAGGACCAAUAUGUGUCAAUAAUUUGAACACUUUAUAUCUAUCAUAAAUAUACAGUGAAGAAUAUUUAUUGCCUUUAAGAUUCGGAAUGAAAAAUUUUUUGACUAAAACGGCCAAGAGAAAAUGCUAAAGUAUCUAGAAUGUGGCCAUAAUCGCAUUUUUGUAGUUGGAGAUGUCCGAACAUUUUCGGAAACUAAUGUCAAUAACUUAAGAAUGACUGAACGCAUUUUAUCAAACUUCGAGUUAUGAAAAGGGGCUCUUCUUAGGCUACCAACCCUUGCCCUAAACGAUUUGAUUUAGAUUGCUUGUAUAAUGGUUGGUAUUAACUAUACGAUACAUCUAUAUUGUACAUAAUAUGUAUAGCAACGCUGUGCAUAGAGCGGCAAGGAGAGUGUGUGUGUUCUGUGACUAGAGAACAGUGAGCAGUACCAUGAAAAUAUAAGAUGUUUGUGCAACAAGUUCUGUAUUUUCCUUUUGUGUAUGUGUACUGAUAUAUAGCAUAUUAAGAAAACAGUCUUUAAAAAUAAUUUCAUUUUCACCUGGUCGCUUUAGCGGGAAAAUUUUCUGACAAUUACUUUGUGAAUUGGAUUUGAUUGCACUUUUACUUCGUAAUUGUCCAUAAAAGGGUUUAUAAAUAUUUAUAAAAUUUCUUUUUACAUGCCGAUUCGUUUUGAGAUUUCGGUGUGUUUAAUUUCGUUGAACAUUUUUGACUCAAAUUAAAAGGAAAAAAUGACAAAAUGUAAUUUGGCAGAAAAAAAAUUAUGAAUGGUACAGAGCACUUCAAAUCAAAAAUAUCUUGAGAACCAUUAAAGAUUACUUUUUUUAAAAGAAAUUUAACGUCUAAAUGCCUUUUUGUUGUGCAAAUUUUUAAAUUUGAAAUUUUUAUUUUUUUAGGUUAUUCAUUGCCUUUUGAUAACAAUUAUAUAGUAAACUUUUCUUUCUUUCCAGAAGUAGGAUCAACUGCCUUGUUUUUAAUGAAACACCCUGUAUAUUUUCCCAUUUUUUUCCUAUUCCUAUUUUUGUAUUCCAACUUCGAAAUAUUCUUUAUCUUUUUUUCGAUAGCUUUAGUAGUUUUGGAAAUAGAUUAGACUAGUGGUAUAGUGAACUACUCUAAAUAGUGAACAAUAUUUUAUUAAUGUAUUCUAUGGAGGGAACGAUGUGGCGCUCGAAAUAAUGAACCUAAAAGAAUUUGUCAGUCAACAAACACAGUAAUACAGGAAAAGGAUUUUAAACGUUUUGUUUUCUUUUAUGUAAUUGGAUCACAGCAGUGUCUUGCGGAUUGUGAUCGGUCAGGUCGAUUCGCGAGUGAAGUAACGGGGUUUGUGAAAAUUGACUGUCCACUGUAUGGCAUAAUUUAUGCGGGGGGCAAAAGGAUAAAGAAAUUUUUAAUAUAGAUGAAACGGGAUUAUAAUGUCGAAUGUUGUCAAAUAAAACCAUGACGUUUCAGGGUGAAAAAUACGUAGGCGGAAAAAUUUCUAAGGGACAGGCUAACUGUUUUUGGUGGAGCUAAUAUGACUGGUAAAAUAAAACUUGUGGUUAUUUUGAAGGCCCCCACGCUGCUUUAAAAAUAUAAAAACCCCGCCAAUUGAUUACGAAAAUAAUGCAAAAGCAAACUGUUUAGUUCUAGUUUUUACAGCCGAAUGCAACUUUGGUGCUACAGCCAAUGGAUCAGGGAGUAAUCAAGGCUUUAAAAACUGACAGCUAACAAAAGUCCUAGAAAAAUAUUACUUCUAAUCACCUUUACAAAAUAAACAUUUUGGAGGCCAUUUUUUUUUAAUCACAAGCUUGGGAUCACGUUUCCCAACAGACAAUUUCAAGAUGUUUUAUGGAUUUAUCGCCCUGCCGGACGAUCACGCAAGUUCUUCCACUUUCAGAGUGGACUAACCUUCAAAGCAAAAAUGACCCCCCUGAAGAUGAAAACUUACCUCUAGCAGACUGGAUCCGUGACUUACCUACGAUUUUGUAAUCCAAGAAAACUGGGAAAAUUUUGUAGAUGUUGAUGAGGUUCUGACAAUCACGAAUGAAUUAUACGGCCCAAAAAUUUUGGAACGUUCAAGAGAGGGUGAAAAAAGUUAUGAAGAGGAAGAGGAACUGGUUACCGACGAAUAUCAACCAUCAGCUAUAACGGAAUUAAAACUGUCAGUCAUUUGUUUGUUUAGUGAUAGGCAAGAUAUUGUAAAUCCGAAUUUAGUGCACCUAGAAAAUAUGAUUAGUUUAGUUUUUAGUUUAUUCAUUUUUUUGUUGAGUUGUUUGUAUGCAGUUUUUAGUUUUUUUUUGUUGAGUUGUUUGUAUACAGUUUUUAGUUUAUUCAUUUUUUUUGUUGAGUUGUUUGUAUGCAAAUGUCAUUAAGUAUGUACAUAUAUAAUACAUAUGUAACAUACAUACAUAACAUACGUAUAUAUACGCCUAUAUAAUAUGUGUACAUCUGAAAAUAUCCCAUGUUUUAUAAUUUUAUUUUAAUUAAAAGUUAAAGAGAUAUAAUCACUUUUUCAUAAUAAAUAUACAUAACGCAUUUUGUUACUCAUAACGAUGCUCUGUUAUAACUACCGAAAUUAAGCGGUCCGUUCAGUGUCGUUAUAACCGAUAUACACUGUAUCAGGAAAAAUGAAAACCUAAGACAUUGAGAGUGUCCAUGAAUGGAAAAGGCUCUGUAUAAGUGGUUCCUAAGACAAAGAGAGAAGAAUCUUCCAGUCACCGGUUUAAUGAUCCAAGAGAAUGAAUACAAAGAAUCCUGUUCGUUCCAUGCAAGCAGCGGCUGGUUGCAAAAAUAUAAAAGGCGCUUUGGAAUACGUUUUCUUAAAGAUUUCAGGCGGAAAUUUUAAUCACAGCCUGAGCUUGUUGAUCCUUUCAAAAAAAAUCUAAAAGAAAUAAUUUAAGAUCUUCAACUGUUGAAACAUCAGAUUUAAAACGCCAACGAAACUGGCUUAUAUUGAAAGCUUUUUUAUGUAGCUUGCGAGGAGAAAACAGCUUCAGGAAGAGAAGCCGAAAAACAAAGAUUGACAUUUCUAACAUGACUGGAAAAUCCAAAAAUCCUAGUUAAUUCUAGAAAAUCCAAAUUUACUUAAAAGAAUAGUUUCAUAAGAUAUUUCCAAAGGUAAGUUUACCAUGGGAGAAUAUUUUACUUUUACGAACAAAAAUGACAUAUUUCAUCUGUGUAAAAAGUUUGCCACAACUUUUUCUAUUUCUUGCUGUUCAUGCUUGUGAUUUAGGGUUUUGUUGCAACUAAUUUCAGGUGACAAAGUUCCUAUAUAGUCAAAAUCUGCAAGUUAUCAACAAUACAACGCAUCAAUUCAUCCACCCCCUGAAAAGUUAAAAAGUGAUCCUUUUUUGAUUCUUUAUAUGUUAUCUAAAUUUACUCGAUUGAUACAACCGAUGAACUAAAAUGCGAUUCGUUAAACAAAACUUUGUUGUCGAAGGUUAUCGUUACUGGUCAGUUUUGAGUUUGGUGCUGGCAUGGAAAAACUUAUAGCCUCAAGUUAUAAUCAUUAGCCAAUCAAGAUGAACAUGAAGAAGAAAUUCCUUUAAGUGUUCUAAUAAGUCGAAUAGAAAAUGAGGAAAUCGCUAUAGUACGCUACGAUAAAGAAGAUGAAAAUGGCCAAGAUCAAGGACGAGAAGAAGUUCAACUAAUAAGAAAAUGUGUGACAACUGAAUCUGCGAUCAAUUGAAUUUUAUUCAUCGGACUGAAGAAAAUGAAGUGGAAUCCCCCAGUCUACUCAUUUUACAAAACUUUUUUUCUAUUAUACCAUGAGUCUUUACUUAGACGGCGCAGGUUUUUCCAUAUAUCAACGAGUAAAUUAGGCAAUUUUUGCCAGUCGUUAAAAUUGGACAAAUACAAAUACACCCAAGGCUCCCGGUGGGAAUCG
Molecule: messenger RNA, 5567 nt
Organism: Cylas formicarius (sweet potato weevil)
Lineage: Eukaryota; Metazoa; Arthropoda; Insecta; Coleoptera; Brentidae
Gene: Zpr1
Product: zinc finger protein ZPR1
Exons: 1
Coding region: 164-1522 (452 amino acids)
Cellular component (GO): cytoplasm; nucleus
Molecular function (GO): zinc ion binding
Source: RefSeq, a predicted model, not a curated record